Messenger RNA from Arachis stenosperma, 3424 nucleotides. Its product is annotated as AMP deaminase. Gene Ontology annotation, biological process: IMP salvage; AMP metabolic process. Gene Ontology annotation, molecular function: AMP deaminase activity. The record is from RefSeq and is a predicted model, not a curated record. Gene Ontology annotation, cellular component: cytosol. NCBI's taxonomy places the organism in Eukaryota, Viridiplantae, Streptophyta, Magnoliopsida, Fabales, Fabaceae. The coding region runs from base 299 to 2854 and encodes 851 amino acids. The transcript is spliced from 20 exons.
AGAGCUCACUGAGGCACUCAGCUCCAAUAACCCAACCCAACUCAAACCCAUAACAAUCACCAUAACUAACAAACAAAACAUACGCACGCUUUCAUUAGUAGGGUUUAUGCUUUUUAGUUACGCUUAUCCCUCUCUCUCUUCUCGCCAUAGUUAUAUUUAAGAUUUUAAGUUAGGACCGCGGACCAUUCCGUUUCCGUGAACCACCGUAACAGAAAAACCGAAAGCGGUUAUAGAGAGAGAAAGUACUGAAGCAUACUCUCUCUCUUUCUAGAGAGAGAAGUAGUUGUGAUCGAAAGCAAUGGAUACUUACGCGGUGCAUUUGGCCAUGGCAGCACUCGUCGGAGCUUCCGUCGUGGCUAUGUCGGCGUACUAUAUGCACCGCAAGACGCUGUCGCAGCUGCUGGAGUUUGCCAAGACGGUGGAGAAGGAAGUGGCUGCUGGCGGCGGAGUGGAAGGAGGCGAUGAGUCGCCGAUGCAUUUGAAGAAGAGGCGCGGUGGUGCGAGAAGGAAGAGAGGCGGAGGUUAUCGGUGGAGCUCGGCGUCGCUGCCGGACGUGGCGACGGUCUCCGGCGGCGGACUGGAUGGAGAGGAGAAGCGGAACGGAGCGUUUCAUGUUGAGGGGAUUCCGGCGGGGCUGCCGCGACUGCAGACUCUCCGCGAAGGAAAAUCAGCACAGUCUGGUUCCUUUAAGAGAAGUCUUUUAAGACCAACUUCUCCCAAAUCUCCUGUUGUAAGUGCUAGCGCUUUUGAAAGUGUAGACGGAUCAGAUGAUGAUGAUGAUAAUUUGGGAGACAGUGUUAAACUUGAUACAACAUAUCUGCAUACAAAUGGAAAUGUUGGGCCAGAAGGUAAAAACCCAUAUGAGUCUUUACCUGAUCAUGUUAAUGCCAAUGGAGAGCAAAUGGCAAUUGCACCUUCAAGUAUGAUCAGAUCACAUAGCGUUUCUGGUGAUCUGCAUGGUGUGCAGCCUGAUCCAAUAGCAGCUGACAUCCUGAGGAAGGAACCAGAGCAAGAAGUUUUUGCACGACUGAAAAUCACUCCGCUUGAGUCCCCAUCACCUGAUGAAGUUGAAGCCUAUGUGGUUCUUCAAGAAUGCCUUGAAAUGAGAAAAAGAUAUGUUUUUAAAGAAGAUGUUGCUCCAUGGGAGAAAGAAGUUAUAUCCGAUCCUUGCACCCCAAAGCCUAACCCAGACCCAUUCUUUUACACCCUUGAAGGAAAGUCUGACCAUUACUUUGAAAUGCAAGAUGGGGUUAUUCAUGUAUAUCCAGAUAGAGACGCCAAAGAUGAGCUUUUUCCUGUUGCCAAUGCAACUACAUUUUUCACUGAUCUUCAUCAAAUACUUCGAGUCAUAGCAGCAGGGAAUAUCAGAACUUUAUGCCAUCAUCGGCUUAAUCUUCUAGAACAAAAAUUCAAUCUUCAUUUGAUGCUAAAUGCUGAUAGGGAAUUUCUCGCUCAGAAAAGUGCUCCACAUCGAGACUUCUAUAAUGUUAGGAAAGUUGAUACACAUGUCCAUCACUCAGCAUGCAUGAAUCAGAAACAUCUUUUAAGGUUCAUAAAAUCAAAGCUGAGGAAAGAGCCUGAUGAGGUUGUAAUAUUUAGAGAUGGGACAUAUCUGACCUUGAAAGAAGUUUUUGAGAGUCUGGACUUAACUGGAUAUGACCUCAAUGUUGACCUUUUGGACGUUCACGCAGACAAGAGUACAUUUCAUCGUUUUGACAAGUUCAAUCUUAAAUACAAUCCUUGUGGUCAAAGUAGGCUCAGGGAGAUAUUUCUAAAGCAGGAUAAUCUCAUUCAAGGUCGUUUCCUUGGUGAGUUGACAAAGCAAGUGUUUUCUGAUCUCGCUGCCAGUAAAUAUCAGAUGGCUGAAUAUAGAAUAUCAAUAUAUGGUAGGAAGCAAAGUGAAUGGGACCAAUUAGCUAGUUGGAUAGUGAAUAAUGAUUUGUACAGCGAGAAUGUUGUUUGGUUAAUUCAGCUUCCAAGGUUGUACAAUGUGUACAAAGAAAUGGGAAUUGUUACCUCAUUCCAGAACAUGCUUGACAAUAUCUUUAUUCCUCUCUUUGAGGUUACUGUUGAUCCUGAUUCCCAUCCUCAGCUUCAUGUUUUCUUAAAACAGGUGGUUGGGUUGGAUUUGGUGGAUGAUGAAAGCAAACCCGAAAGACGGCCAACAAAACACAUGCCCACACCUGCUCAAUGGACUAAUGUAUUCAACCCAGCAUUUUCAUACUAUGCGUAUUACUGUUAUGCUAAUCUUUACACCUUAAACAAGCUUCGGGAAUCAAAAGGAAUGACAACAAUCAAAUUCCGUCCACAUUCUGGAGAGGCUGGGGAUAUUGAUCAUCUUGCUGCAACCUUUCUUACGGCCCAUAACAUUGCACAUGGAAUCAAUUUGAGAAAAUCUCCUGUACUUCAAUAUUUGUAUUAUUUAGCCCAGAUUGGAUUGGCAAUGUCUCCCCUGAGCAAUAACUCCCUAUUCUUAGAUUACCACAGGAACCCUUUUCCAAUGUUCUUCUUACGAGGUUUGAAUGUUUCACUUUCUACUGAUGAUCCACUCCAAAUUCAUUUAACAAAGGAACCAUUGGUUGAAGAGUACAGUAUAGCUGCUUCCGUUUGGAAGUUGAGCUCAUGUGAUUUAUGUGAAAUUGCCCGCAAUUCAGUUUAUCAGUCAGGCUUCUCGCAUGCCUUAAAGUCACACUGGAUUGGUAAGGAAUAUUACAAGAGGGGGCCAAACGGAAAUGACAUUCACAAAACUAAUGUUCCUCACAUCCGGUUGGAAUUCCGCGACACGAUAUGGAGAGAGGAGAUGCAACAGGUUUAUUUGGGAAAAGCCAUUAUUCCCGUAGAAAUUGACAAAUAAUAUGCCAGAGGCAUGUAUUGAUGCAUACUUGAACAAGUGGAGGUAGAGAUUGAAUUCUGCAAAUUCGUCCAGCGAUCAAAGAUACCACUCAGGCUGAAGAUAUUAGUAGCUGAAGCAGAUACAUAAUUUGUAAUUUACAUGACCACCGAGCUUGAGCAUGGAUCAAGGACUACACUGCUACAUGUCAACAUGGCUUGGGGAACGUGUUCUCUUGUAUUCACAUGGGCUACAAGCCUACAAGUAAAACGGGUAGUGUUAGCAAUAACUGCAAGCUUUGGGCAAAUGAUGAUGCCUGUUGCUGCUGUAAAUAUAUAACUUUACGACCUUCAGAGGGAAGAGAGAUUCUCUCUCAAAAUUUUGACUCUCUUUUUGUCCAUAUAGUAUCCCCUCCCUUGGUUGAUAAAAACUGGGAGCCUGUCACUUUUGGCAUACAUAUUUGAUAAUGCCAUGCAAUAUUUCAAUGCCUGAGCUAGAUAGAGGGUGAGAGUUGAGGUUUAUACUAUUUAUACCAUAAAUAAAAUGAACUUCAUUGAAAUCCCAAUAUUGAAGGUUGGGAUGGAAUUGGAAGCA